AUGGAUGGUGAUACUAAUUUAGCUCUUGUCUCGAAGAAGAAAGGGAUAAAGAUUAAAGCAGCGAAGCCUAAAUGGCCACUCAAAGGGGGAGAUUCAAAGAAGGAUGCUUUGGAGGUAGAAAUCUUGCAGAUGAACCCCUUGAUAGUUAAAGGUGUUGAGUCUCAAAAUGUUACUGGCAAAGUUGAUAAUAAAUCGUACCCUGCAGAUGAAACCCUAGCGCGACUUGGCGUACGCCCUGCGGAGGAAACCCUAGCUGCAGAAGAGCUGCGCCAAAUUGAAUCCACUUCUGGAUUAUCCAAAAUCAAAAAAGGAACAAUACUAGUGGAUUUGCAGUCCACCCCAGUAAGGGAAGAAGCAGUGCUGGAACUCCCAAGGUCAAAUGCGACGGCGCCGGUGCAGUCGGAAAAUCGAUUCUCGGUUCUCCAAGAACAGCAAGUCACUGAUAGCGAUGAUGAUGUGGAAAAUAUUCUUAUUGAGGAUAUUAAUCAAGAGAAAUAG
Molecule: messenger RNA, 498 nt
Organism: Oldenlandia corymbosa var. corymbosa
Lineage: Eukaryota; Viridiplantae; Streptophyta; Magnoliopsida; Gentianales; Rubiaceae
Source: the annotation of a GenBank genome assembly